Molecule: messenger RNA, 552 nt
Organism: Closterium sp. Naga37s-1
Lineage: Eukaryota; Viridiplantae; Streptophyta; Zygnematophyceae; Desmidiales; Closteriaceae
Source: the annotation of a GenBank genome assembly
AUGGCCCGACCCUCAGCGUCAAAAGCGAGGACACUGGGGGUAGCCAUGACAGCAAGGACAGGGCGGCUCGGACGGCUCGGCGGCUCGGCGGCUCGGCAGCACCAGCAGGUCGGCAGCUCAGCGACUCGGCGGCUCGGGUGGCUCGGCGGCUCGGGCGACUCGGGCGGCUCGGGCGGCUCGGGCGGCUCGGGCGGCUCAGGCGCCUCGGCGGCUCGGGCGGUACGGUGGCUCGGGCGGCUCGGGCGGCUCGGGCGGUUCGGCGGCUCGGGCGGCUCGGCUGCUGCAGGGGCAGCGGCGGCUGUUGCUCACAGGACGGCGGCGGCCGCUGCUGCAGCGGCGGCGGCAGUUGCUGCUGCAGGGCCGGCGGCGGCCGCUCCUGUAGGGACGGCGGCGGCCGCGGUUGCAGUGGCGGCGGGUGCUGCUGCAGGGGCGGCGGAUGCUGCUGCUGCUGGGACUGCGGCCGCGGUCGCUGUAGCGACUGCAGCUGCUGCUGCUGUAGAGGCGGCGACGGCGGGCCGAGAGAGGCCGCGAAGGGCGGCGGACGGGCCGUGA